AUGUCUAUGUUGACGGCAGUGCAAUUGAGGCACAUACUGAUGAAGAUCUUGCCUGCGCCCGAGAUGGUGGCACAAGGGAAGGCAUUCCGCAUCUCAAAUCACUUGGAGAUGGUUCGGGACAGCCUUUGGGCUAUCAAUUCCUUCCUCAUGGAUAGCACUUGUUGGGUGGGAGAGUUUGAGCCGCCCGAUGUGACAGAUUGGAUGAAGGAUGUGGGUGUGGCCGUUGAGGAUGUGGACAACCUACUGAAGAGGAUCCUAGACUACUGGGAGCCGAACGAAGAAAAUGAAGCAGAAAAGAAGAUGAAGACGAACAACUUCUUGCAUCCCUUGGUCAACAACAACAUCCGAUCGACAAGCAACCGUCGGUCCAUCCUACUAGAGCUCAAACAGACCGCCUGCUUGUUGAAUUACCUAGUCAAGGGAGGGAUUGCUUUGGGCCUCAGGAUGGAGAUGAUGGAUUCCAUGGAUCCAAACCAUGAUGACUACGCUGCUAUUCUAAAUGAGGAGGUAAUAGGAAGAGAUGAAGACGAAGACCAAAUCAUUGAUCUCCUUCAACAGCAACAAUGUGACAAAGAUGGAAAUGUACCCUUUAUCGUUGCCAUAAGAGGUAGUGAUAGAUGUGGGAAGACAACCCUAGCUCGCAAAAUCUACCAUCACACUUGGGUGCGCCAACAUUUCCAACAUCGAAUAUGGUUGGAUGCUUCAUCUUUUGAAGAUUUCAACAGCAGCAUGAUCGCCAAAGAAAUUGCUAGAUUGUUGACCCGGAAGCCAUGUAUGAAUGUCGAUUGUUGGCCACUUAUCAAUGAACAUCUUUAUGGAGAAAGAUACUUGCUCGUCUUGGAUGACGUUUAUGUAAGUGAUGAUUUGGAAUACAAAUGGGAGGAACUCAAGAUGAAUCUCCUUCAUUGUGGUGCACCUGGGAGCAAAGUCAUCGUCACUGAGUAUCCUUAUCUCGUAUAUGAAAGAGGCUUCAACGUAAAGGAAUAUGAAUUAAACCAGCUGCCUGAGGAUGCAUGGAUAAGAUUAUUGUUAAGGUAUGCAACAUUUGUCCAUCCAAUAGAAGAUAAUAACAGCAUUCACAAAGAGAAGUAUCCUCCAAUCGAAUGGAGACAACAUUCUUUUUUAAGAAAUUGUCUAGGAGCAAAGUAUAUCGGCCUCAUGUUUAGGUGGAGAGACACUAAUCAAUGGCAAGAACUAGCUGAUCAGUUUGAUGCUUCACCAUACAAUUCUAUUGUGUGGAUGCACUCAAAAUAUUGGUCAAUUGAGGUGACACAAACAUUUCUUUAUGAGUUAUUGUUUGAAGGAUCUUCAGAUGAAAGUUACCGUGAAGAAGAUGUGCUCCAUAUGUUGGUUGCUGAAGGCACUCUAACAAAUACAAGGCGUAAGAGGAGUCUUGAAUACAUGACACCAUAUACAAGGCCUCCGGCGGAUCUUGAAUACAAGUCAGAUUUCAAUUUAGAUUUAUGCUUUUUCAGAAUGAAGGUUGGUGAAGUAUCAAGUAUACCACCGCAAUGCCGCCAUCUGAGUUUGCUUAUGGAUUCUAAAAAUAUUUUAAGAUCUAAGACAGCUAUUGAAAAGGCUGGGGUAGCCAACAAGCUGAGAAGUUUGGCUUUGCAUAGGGAGGAGAACAAAGAGCCUAUUUGUCAAAUAGAGACAAAGAUACUCGAAGAAGUUGCCGGAGUCAAUCACUCGCCUCGUGAAUUUGAAAAUUUUAGAUGUUGGAGGUUGUUGUUGGCUUUCGAAAUUGUCUGA
Messenger RNA from Zingiber officinale, 1752 nucleotides. RefSeq names its product putative disease resistance protein RGA1. Gene Ontology annotation, biological process: defense response to other organism. The record is from RefSeq and is a predicted model, not a curated record. The transcript is spliced from 2 exons. Gene Ontology annotation, molecular function: ADP binding. NCBI's taxonomy places the organism in Eukaryota, Viridiplantae, Streptophyta, Magnoliopsida, Zingiberales, Zingiberaceae. The coding region runs from base 1 to 1752 and encodes 583 amino acids.